Molecule: messenger RNA, 608 nt
Organism: Armigeres subalbatus
Lineage: Eukaryota; Metazoa; Arthropoda; Insecta; Diptera; Culicidae
Product: HIG1 domain family member 2A, mitochondrial
Exons: 2
Coding region: 180-506 (108 amino acids)
Biological process (GO): mitochondrial respirasome assembly
Cellular component (GO): mitochondrion
Source: RefSeq, a predicted model, not a curated record
UUUGUUAUUGUUAUGGUUUGUCGCCUCCGGUGAUGUAAAAUCGUCCAUCACUCAAAAGGCGAAAGGAAAAUGCGACGUUGUUAAUUUUCCGUUGAAAAUAACAUUUGCCGCAAUUCGAUUGGCUUGAUUUUAAUUUGAAAAUAGUAAGUGCUAGCAUUCUCAAGCCGUCAGAAAAAAAAAUGAGCAACUCCCCGGCACAGGCUCCGAUCGCGCCACAAGCCGAACUGGAAUGGAUCCAGAUGCGCAGGGACUACGCGGACAUCCACGCUGAGACAACCCGCGAGAAGAUGAGUCGUAAACUGCACGAGAACCCGCUGGUGCCGAUCGGGUGCUUCGCAACGCUAUGCGCCCUCGGCUAUGGCUUGUGGAGCUUCCGCAAGGGCCAACGACAGAUGUCUCAGUAUAUGAUGAGAACUCGAAUCUUGGCGCAGGGUUUCACGGUGGUGGCGCUGAUCGUGGGCGUCGGAAUGACGUACACCAAGAAAAAUGAGGAACCGAAGAAGUGAAGAUCAGCAUGACUCAACAGAUUUUUUAAGUGGUCGCUUCGAACUUUGUUUUAGUGUUUUAGCGAAUUAACAGAGCAGAUAUAAUUGAUGUUACUAACUGUA